AUGUCUGCCCUUCCAUCGAUCCGCGACAAAGCAUUGUACCGCUACGCCUACCUCCAAGGUCGAACAUCCGCCCUGCCGUCAAGCUUCUCCGACCUCUCUGGCGCGCUGGUGCGCAAAGUCGCCAGCUUCGUCACCCUACCGCUACCGCUUCUGUCGUUCCUAGCCGUGCCACUGUAUGGCGGCUCGUCGACAACGGCGAGCCUGGUUUUCUUCUAUGCCACAUGGACUACAUGUAUCUUGGUCAUGAGUCACGAUCCCAUCCUGCUCGAGAUUGGUGGCACUCUUGCAAUUCGAAUCUUUUGCUUUGUCAUCCCUGCUCUUGCCUUCCUCCUCGGCGAUUGCAUGGCUCCAAGCCUCAGCAAGAGACUUAAAGCGCGCGGCCACAGAUUACUGCCUGAUCAGCUCGGUCGUGACAAGCUCUUCUUGGUGUUUGGUGUCUCCCUGAGCAACGUUCUGCUGGCGGUGGUGCUCCAGGCACUACUUGAGCAAUUCUGCACAGGAGCCCUGCGCAUGCGCAGCUUGCUGAAGGUGACAUCUAUCGUGCCCCUACCGCUCAACAUCCUGACCGAUUUGUUGAAGGGGUUUGUCAUUCGAGGUAUCGUCCAUUACGCUGUGCACCGUUGGCUGUUCCACACGUAUGAUACCAUCCUGAAGACCUGGCAUCUGAGCUGGCAGCACUCUUUGAAGUUCCCAUUCAGCCUCGUGGCGUCGUACGAUCAUCCAGUAUGCUUCCUGUUGUCCACCUGGUUGCCAACGUACCUUCCAGCAGUGUUAUCCCGUUGGCAUGUGCUCACAUGGCACAUUUUCCUCGUCUUGACCAGUCUGGAGCAACUCUUUGUGUUUUCGGGAUACGCCGUCUUGCCAUCAACUAUCCUCAUUGCUGGGAUGGCUCGGAGGAUGGAGGCUCACUUCGAUUCUAUUCAGGCAAGCGGACCUGCUGGAAACUUCGGUCAGCUACGGUUGAUCGACUUCUUGCUAGGCACGAGCUGCAAAGGCGGCAGCGCUCUCCUGGACGAUGUUCAGGACGAAGCGGAGAAACGAGCAAUCCAGGAACAAAUUGAUGAGGCGGUGCAUGCAGCCAUAGCAAGCAUGAAUAGCAAGAAACGUCCAGGUCAAGAAAGCAAUGGUAAUCGAGAGCACGGCGAAGGCACCUACAAAUCAAGCCCAGACGCAUCAGGUGAGGUUGACCAAGCUGCAGACUCGGGUCACGCUCAGCAGCGCCGAAGUGGGAGGAGGCAGGGUACGAGAGGCUGA
Messenger RNA from Fulvia fulva, 1254 nucleotides. RefSeq lists its product as uncharacterized. The transcript has 2 exons. Lineage: Eukaryota; Fungi; Ascomycota; Dothideomycetes; Mycosphaerellales; Mycosphaerellaceae. Gene Ontology annotation, biological process: ergosterol biosynthetic process. Bases 1 to 1254 code for a protein of 417 amino acids. Gene Ontology annotation, molecular function: iron ion binding; C-4 methylsterol oxidase activity. The record is from RefSeq and is a predicted model, not a curated record.